Messenger RNA from Sorex fumeus (smoky shrew), 5615 nucleotides. RefSeq names its product von Willebrand factor-like. The record is from RefSeq and is a predicted model, not a curated record. Gene Ontology annotation, cellular component: extracellular matrix. Gene Ontology annotation, biological process: cell-substrate adhesion; blood coagulation. NCBI's taxonomy places the organism in Eukaryota, Metazoa, Chordata, Mammalia, Eulipotyphla, Soricidae. The annotation marks the transcript as partial. The transcript has 28 exons. Gene Ontology annotation, molecular function: protein binding.
CACACAGGGGCCAACCCCGUCCCCCCUGAGUCUUGUCCCUGUCCCUGUUCCAGGUGACCUCCGCAUCAUGCACACCGUGAUGGCCUCUGUGCGCCUCAGCUACGGGGAGGACCUGCAGGUGGACUGGGAUGGCCGCGGGAUGCUACUGGUGAAGCUCUCCCCCGUGUUCGCGGGGCGCACGUGCGGUCUGUGCGGCAAUUACAACGGCAACCGCGGCGACGACUUCCUGACGCCCGCCGGCCUGGUGGAGCCGCUGGUGGAGGACUUUGGCAACGCCUGGAAGCUGCACGCGGACUGCGAAGACCUGCCCCGGCAGCCCAUCGACCCCUGCGCGCUCAAUCCGCGCCAGACCAGGUUCGCCGAGGAGGCCUGUGCGCUCCUGACGUCCGCCAGGUUCGAAGCCUGCCACGCGGCCGUGGGCCCCCAGCCCUACCUACGCAACUGCCGCUUCGACGUGUGCUCCUGUGCCGACGGCCGGGACUGCGUAUGCGACGCGGUGGCCAGCUACGCCGCGGCGUGUGCGCGCAAAGGCGUGAGCAUCGGCUGGCGGGAGCCCGGCUUUUGCGCCCUGAACUGCCCGGCCGGCCAGGUGUACCUGCAAUGCGGGAGCCUCUGCAACAGGACCUGCCGCUCCCUCUCGUACCCGGACGAGGAGUGUGUUGAGGAGUGCCUGGAGGGCUGCUUCUGCCCGCCUGGGCUCUACCUGGACGAAGGCGGCGAGUGUGUGCCCAAGGCCCAGUGUCCCUGCUACUACGACGGUGAGAUCUUCCAGCCCGAAGACGUCUUCUCGGACCAUCACACCAUGUGCUACUGUGAGGACGGCUUCAUGCACUGCAGCACGAGUGGCAGCCCGGGAAGCCUGGUACCUGAUGUGAUCUUCAGCAGCCCCCUGGCUCACCGCAGCAAAAGGAGCUUGUCGUGCCGGCCGCCCAUGGUCAAGCUGGUGUGUCCUGCCGACAACCCGCGGGCGGAAGGGCUGGAGUGUGCCAAGACCUGCCAGAACUAUGAUCUGGAGUGCAUGAGUGCCGGCUGCGUCUCGGGCUGUCUGUGCCCCCCAGGCAUGGUCCGGCAUGAAAAUAGGUGUGUGGCCCUGGAGAACUGUCCCUGCUUCCACCAGGGCCAAGAGUUUGCCCCGGGACAGACAGUGAAGGUGGAUUGCAACACGUGUGUCUGUCGCGACCGGAAGUGGAACUGCACACAGCACGUGUGUGACGCCACCUGCUCGGCCAUUGGCAUGGCCCACUACCUGACGUUCGACGGGCUCAAGUACCUCUUCCCUGGGGAGUGCCAGUACGUCCUGGUGCAGGAUUAUUGUGGCGGCAACCCGGGCACCUUCCGCAUCCUGGUGGGGAACGAGGGGUGCAGCUACCCCUCCUUGAAGUGCAAGAAGCGGGUGACCAUCCUGGUGGACGGAGGAGAGGUUGAGCUGCUGGACGGGGAGGUGACCGUGAAGAGGCCUCUGAAGGAUGAGACGCAUUUCGAUGUGGUGGAGUCCGGUCGCUACAUCAUCCUGCUGCUGGGCCCGGCCCUCUCCGUGCUCUGGGACCAUCACCUGGGCAUCUCUGUGGCCCUGAAACAGACGUACCAGGAGCGGGUGUGUGGACUGUGUGGGAACUUCGAUGGUGUCCAGAACAACGACUUCACCAGCAGCAGCCUGCAGGUGGAGGAGAACCCCGUGGACUUCGGCAACUCCUGGAAGGUGAACCCCCAGUGCGCCGACACCAGGAAGGUGCCCCUGGACAUGGCUCCCGCCACCUGCCGUGACAACCUCCUGAAGCAGACGAUGGUGGACUCAUCCUGCAGGAUCCUCACCAGCGACAUCUUCCGAGAGUGCAAUAAGCUGGUGGACCCUGAACCUUUCCUGGAUGUCUGCAUCUACGACAGCUGCUCCUGUGAGUCUGUUGGGGACUGUGCCUGCUUCUGUGAUGCCGUGGCUGCCUACGCCCACCUGUGUGCCCAGCAUGGCCAGGUGGUGACCUGGAGGACGGCCACCUUGUGUCCCCAGAGCUGCGAGGAGCGGAACCACCGGGAGAGCGGCUAUGAGUGUGAGUGGCGUUACGACAGCUGUGGCCCUGCCUGCCCCGUCACCUGCCAACACCCCGAGCCUCUGGUGUGCCCCGUGCAGUGUGUGGAGGGCUGCCACGCCCACUGUCCUCCAGGGAAGGUCCUGGAUGAGCUCCUGCAGACCUGUGUGAGCCCUGAGGACUGUCCGGUGUGUGAGGUGGCCGGCCGGCGCUUAGCCCCAGGGAAGAGAAUCACGCUGAACCCUGAUGACCCGCAGCAGUGCCAGAUUUGCCACUGCGAGGGCGUCAACCUCACCUGUGAAGCCUGCGGAGUCCCCGGGGGCCUGGAGGUGCCCCCCACGGAGAGCCCGCCCAGCGUCACCACCCCCUACCUGGAGGACACCCCCGAGCCGCCCCUGCACGACUUCUUCUGCAGCAAGCUGCUGGACCUGGUCUUCCUGCUGGACGGCUCCUCCAAGCUGUCGGAGGCCGAGUUCCAGGUGCUGAAGGCCUUCGUGGUGGGCACCAUGGAGCGGCUGCACAUCUCGCAGAAGCGGAUCCGCGUGGCCCUGGUGGAGUACCACGACGGCUCCCACGCCUACCUGGACCUGCGCGCCCGCAAGCGGCCGUCGGAGCUGCGCCGCAUCGCCGGCCAGGUGCGCUACGCGGGCAGCGAGGUGGCCUCCAUCAGCGAGGUGCUCAAGUACACGCUCUUCCAGAUCUUCGGCAAGGUGGACCGGCCGGACGCCGCGCGCGUGGCGCUGCUGCUCACGGCCAGCCAGGAGCCCCCGCGCCUGGCCCGCAACCUGGUGCGCUACGUGCAGGGCCUGAAGAAGAAGAAGGUGGUCGUCCUCCCCGUGGCCAUCGGGCCGCACGUCAGCCUCAAGCAGAUCCGCCUCAUCGAGAAGCAGGCGCCCGAGAACCAGGCCUUCGUGCUGAGCAGCGUGGACGAGCUGGAGCGACGCAGGGACGAGAUCGUCGCGCGCCUCUGCGACCUGGCGCCCCCGCCGCCCGCGCCCACCCAGCCGGCGCCGCCCCUCGCCCGAGUCACGGCCGCUCCCGAGCUCCUCCACGGACCGCCCACCCUGGCCCCCGCGCGGAGGCAGCCCAGGGCCCUGGACGUGGUGUUCGUCCUCGAGGGCUCGGACGAGGUCGGGGAGGCCAACUUCAACCGGAGCCGGGAGUUCGUGGAGGAGGUCAUCGAGCGCAUGGACGUGGCCCGGGACGCCGUGCACGUCACCGUGCUGCAGUUCGCCCUGGCGGUCACCCCCGAGUACACCUUCCGCCAGGCCCAGGCCAAGGAGGACGUGCUGCGGCAGGUGCGCGAGAUCCGCUACCGGGGCGGCAACAGGACCAACACCGGCCAGGCCCUGCGCUACCUGUCCGAGCACAGCUUCUCGGCCGGCGAGGGCGACCGCCAGCAGGCGCCCAACCUGGUCUACAUGGUGACCGGGAGCCCCGCGUCCGACGAGAUCCAGCGCAUGCCCGGGGACAUCCAGCUGGUGCCCAUCGGCGUGGGCCCGCAGGCCGACGUGCGGGAGCUGGAGCGCCUGGGCUGGCCCUACGCGCCCAUCCUCAUCCACGACUUCGAGACGCUGCCCCGGGAGGCGCCCGACCUGGUGCUGCAGAGCUGCUGCUCGGAGGACGGGCUGCUGCGUCUCCCCACCCUCGCCCCAGCCCCAGACUGCAGCCAACCCCUGGACGUGAUCCUCCUCCUGGACGGCUCCUCCGGCUCUCCAGCCUCCUACUUCGACCAAAUGAAGAGCUUCGCCAAGGCUUUCAUCUCAGGAGCCAACCUCGGGCCUCAUCUCACCCAGGUGUCAGUGCUCCAGUACGGCAGCAUCACCACCAUUGACGUGCCCUGGACGGUGGCCCAGGAGAAGACCCACUUACUGAGCCUCGUGGACCUCAUGCAGCGGGAGGGAGGCCCCAGCCAGAUCGGGGAUGCUCUGGGCUUUGCCGUGCGGUAUCUCACCUCGGACAUCCACGGAGCCAGGCCUGCUGCCUCCAAGGCCGUGGUCAUCCUGGUCACCGACGUCUCUACCGAUUUGGUAGACUCUGCAGCUUCGGCUGCCAGAUCCAAUCGAGUGACCGUGUACCCUAUCGGAGUUGGGCACCGCUAUGACCCAGCCCAGUUGAGGACCUUGGUGGGCCCAGAGUCUGUCUCCAAUGUGGUCCAAGUCCAGAGGAUUGAAGAUCUCCCCGCUGUGGCCGCCCCGGGCGGUUCCUUCCUCCGCAAACUGUGUUCUGGGUUCAUUCGCGUUUGCGUGGAUGAAGACGGGAAUGAGAAGAGGCCUGGAGACGUCUGGACCCUGCCCGAUCAGUGCCACACGGUGACCUGCCUACCCGACGGCCAGACCUUGCUGCAGAGUCACCGAGUCAACUGUGACCGGGGGCCCCGGCCUUCGUGCCCCAACAGCCAGGCCCCCAUCAGGGUGGAGGAGACCUGUGGCUGCCGCUGGGCCUGCCCCUGUGUGUGCAGUGGGAGCUCCACGCGGCACCUCAUCACCUUCGAUGGGCAGAACUUCCAGCUGACCGGCAGCUGCUCCUACGUUCUCUUCCAAAACCGGGAGCAGGACCUGGAGGUGGUGCUCCACAAUGGAGCCUGCGGCCCUGGGCUGGGGCAGGCCUGCAUGAAGUCUCUGGAGCUGAAGCACGAUGGCCUCUCGGUGGAACUGCACAGUGACAUGGAGGUGACGGUGAACGGGAGAGUGGUCCCCGUCCCUUACGUGGGGGGAGACAUGGAGAUCGGCAUCUAUGGCGCCAUCAUGCACGAGGUCAGAUUCAACCGCCUCGGCCACAUCUUCACCUUCACGCCCCAUAACAAUGAGUUCCAGCUGCAGCUCAGCCCCAAGACCUUCGCCUCCAAGAUGCUCGGUCUCUGCGGUGUCUGUGAUGAGAACGGGGCCAGUGACUUCAUGCUAAGGGACGGCACGGUCACAACCGACUGGAACAGGCUCGUCGCGGACUGGACAGUGCAGCAGCCGGGACAGACAUGCCAGCCUGUGCCCCAGGAGCACUGCCCCGCGGCCAGCAGUGCCCGCUGCCAGGUCCUGCUCUCAGCGCUGUUCGCUGAGUGCCAUCCCGUCCUCGCUCCCACCACCUUCUUCGACAUCUGCCAGCAGGCCAGCUGCCACGAGGAGCAGGUGUGCGAGGCCGUCGCCUCCUAUGCCCACCUCUGCCGCACCAGCGGGGUCUGCGUGGACUGGCGGACCCCUGACUUCUGUGCCCUGACCUGCCCGCCAUCCCUGGUGUACCAUCACUGUGAGCGCGGCUGUCCCCGGCACUGUGAUGGGAACGCAAACGCGAGCGUGUGUGCGGACCACCCGUCUGAAGGAUGCUUCUGCCCGGAGCACCACGCUCUGCUGGACGGCACCUGCGUCCCGGAGGAGGCCUGCGGCCAGUGUGUGGGCGAAGACGGGACGCGGCACCAGUUCCUGGAAACCUGGAUCCCGGACCAGCAGCCCUGCCAGCUCUGCACAUGCCUGGAGGGGCGGAGAGUGAACUGCUCCUCGCAGCCCUGCCCCACAGCCCGCGUUCCCACUUGUGGCCCUUGUGAAGUGGCCCGCCUGCAUCAGGGCUCAGGCCAGUGCUGCCCGGAGUAUGAGUGUG